AUGGCACCGCCAGCCAAGUCCAGCCAAGGUCCCGGGCUUCUCGUCUGCGGCGGAGCGGUCAUGGACCAUGUGGUCCGGCCCUUCGAUAGCAAGCAGCACGGAGCGUCUUUGACUUCGAUGCCUGGCGAGGCAAGAGUCUCGCCCGGGGGCGUGGGCCGAAACAUUGCAGAGGUGGCCGCUAGGCUGGGGAGCUCCGUUGCGCUGCUGGGAGCUGUGGGCGACGACGCGGCAGGGCGGGCGUUGCUGCAUGGCUGCGGCGAGAGGGGCAUCGAUGUGCAGGCUCUUGAGGUGCUGAGAGAUUCGCGAACUGCCACCUACACUGCACUGUUGGACGGGAAGGGGGAGCUCGUCGGGGCUGUGGCAGCGUCCGGAUGCCCCGACUCACCACCGCCCAAGAAGCAUCGCCAGCGAUUUCAGGGACCUCGGGCCAGCCUGGGCCAGGCUCUGUGCAACGGAGGUUUGGGCCUUGUGGCUUUGAGGCUGCUGUGUGUGGUACCACUGUGGAGCCAUUCGCGUCCAUGGCAGACGAGUUCCGCCCGCCGCCAACGAAUGCUGAAGAGGCCUUCCUACGAUCGGCCGACCGGAAAGACUGCGCAGGUGAACUUUUUGAACUGCCCCACAGAUGGAGGUCAUGUAAGCGUCAGGAGUGAUAAAGCUGGGCCUAUGCGUCAUGCAAUCAAAAGAUGUCGAACACCUAAGCAGCUCAUGACCCGGAUCGAUGAAGCCGUGUCGAACAACCUGCUGGAGCCCAGCAUCUUCGGUGCGGCCAUGCAAACGUGUGGUUUCAAGGGGUGGUGGCGGGAGCUUCUGGCAUUGCUGAAGCUUCGACAGCAGCAGGGGGUAAGUGUGGAUCCAAUCGAGGUCAGUAUCGGACUGACAGCCCUAACCUCCUGCUUGAAAAAGCGCGGUGCGUAUGGGGUCCUUCAAUCGCGAGCCUCACUCGCUUUUGACCUGGCCAGGGGUUUGUGCAAUCGGUUAGAGAUCGAUGUGAUCGCAGAUGCCGAAAUCCUGAACUGCUUCACCAGCAGUGUGCUGAAGCUUGCCACGUGCCUUCGUUCAGAGGCAGCCCGCGCAUGGGCUCUUGAAUUGUGGGAUCGGGCACGAGCCCUGUCUUUUUCAUUUAGUGGUAUCACAUACAGCACAUACAUUCAGUUUUUAGAGCAGUACGGACUCUGUGAAGAGGUGGAUGCACUCUUGGAAGAUGCUGCGAUGUCACAAGCAUUAAACUAUAUAGUCUUGUCUGGCCUACUCGAGCAGGUCUCUUAUCGCAAAGACCGGGAGCGGGCGGAGGUCCUCUGGGCUUACUUCCUCAGGAAGGGCAUCGAGCCAAACUUAAUCUGUGUGCUUGCCCGAGCAAAAGUGCAUCUUUUGGCAGGAAGACCCACUGUGGUGCUGGGGAUACUCGAAAGCGGAAUGGCUAGAUGCGGGUCGUGCUUUGAAGAGAACGGGCGGCUUGUCCAAGAAUACGCACAGUCCUUCCUCAUUGCUUCGCACUCUUCCUUAGAUCCACAGGUUUUGCACCACCUUCGUGAGUUUCUUGAGAGCGGACAUUUCUCAAUCGAAGAGAAGACAUCGGCUUCGAUGAGAAACUCUUUGAAACAGAUGAAGUCCUUGGCCGAGAUGUUGCUUUCCGACCCUAGCAACUUGCGGCUUCAUGAUCUGCUCGUCGAGUGGAAAGCCAGAGAGAUGAGCGUAAUGGCCAAGUGGGAUAACUUCCGAGCUGGCACAAGGUAUCUGGACGACUGA
Molecule: messenger RNA, 1746 nt
Organism: Symbiodinium sp. CCMP2456
Lineage: Eukaryota; Dinophyceae; Suessiales; Symbiodiniaceae
Source: the annotation of a GenBank genome assembly